GAACAAAUCAAAUCCAAGAGAAGAAACUGCCGGCUUUCAAAAUCAUCCUCCUCCGCCAUCAUCCGCCACCGUGCGGGGAGCAGGUGGUGUCGGAGACGCGAGUAGCGAGAACCGCUGGGGGAGCUGACAGGCGGGUUGGGCAUCGGGACCGCAGGACUCGGAGGCGACGACCCCGACCUGACCUGACCCAGACCCUAAAUCAGUCCCCACCCCGCUGGGCGGACGCGGGCGCUCGGGUCGCCCCACGCGGCGGUGCCGUCUGUUUACGUUUGCAGAUUUUCAGGGGAGCCCACCAACGUGUCCAACAUGGCCUCUGAAGACAUUGCCAAGUUGGCAGAGACGCUAGCCAAAACCCAGGUGGCCGGGGGACAGCUGAGUUUCAAAGGCAAGAGCCUCAAACUCAACACUGCAGAAGAUGCCAAGGAUGUGAUUAAAGAGAUUGAAGAUUUUGACGGCUUAGAGGCUCUGCGCCUGGAGGGCAACACGGUGGGCGUGGAAGCAGCCAGGGUCAUCGCCAAGGCCUUGGAGAAGAAGUCGCAGUUGAAGCGAUGCCACUGGAGCGACAUGUUCACAGGGAGGCUGCGGUCCGAGAUCCCGCCAGCCCUGAUCUCACUAGGGGAGGGACUCGUUACAGCCGGAGCCCAGCUCGUGGAGCUGGACCUAAGUGACAACGCAUUUGGGCCCGAUGGCGUGCGAGGCUUCGAGGCCCUGCUGAAGAGCUCUGCCUGCUUCACCUUGCACGAACUCAAGCUCAACAACUGCGGCAUGGGCAUCGGUGGUGGCAAGAUCCUGGCAGCAGCCCUGACUGAGUGUCACCGGAAAUCCAGUGCCCAAGGCAAGCCGCUGGCCCUGAAGGUCUUCGUGGCUGGCAGAAACCGCCUGGAGAACGAUGGAGCCACUGCCUUGGCAGAAGCUUUUGGAAUCAUCGGGACUCUGGAGGAGGUCCACAUGCCCCAGAAUGGGAUCAAUCACCCCGGUGUCACUGCCCUGGCCCAGGCUUUCGCCAUCAACCCCCUGCUGCGGGUCAUCAACCUGAACGACAACACCUUCACUGAAAAGGGUGCUGUGGCCAUGGCCAAGACUCUGAAGACCUUGCGGCAGGUGGAGGUGAUCAACUUCGGGGACUGCCUGGUGCGCUCCAAGGGCGCUAUUGCCAUUGCAGACGCUGUCCGCGGGGGCCUGCCCAAGCUGAAGGAGCUGAACUUGUCGUUCUGUGAAAUCAAGAGAGAUGCUGCUCUGGCCGUGGCUGAGGCCGUGGCAGACAAGGCCGAGCUGGAGAAACUGGACCUCAAUGGCAACACCCUGGGAGAAGAAGGCUGUGAGCAGCUCCAGGAGGUGCUGGACGGCUUCAACAUGGCCAGGGUGCUGGCGUCCCUCAGUGAUGACGAGGGUGAGGACGACGAGGAUGAGGAUGAGGAGGAGGACGGGGAAGAGGAGGAGGAGGAGGAGGACGAGGACGAGGAGGACGAGGACGAGGACGAGGACGAGCCACAGCAGCGAGGGCAAGGAGAGGAGUCCCCCACACUGUCCAGGAAGAUUCUGGAUCCUAACAGUGGGGAACCGGCUCCCGUGCUGUCCUCGCCAUCUCCCGCAGACGUCUCCACCUUCCUGGCUUUCCCUUCUCCGGAGAAGCUGCUGCGCCUCGGGCCUAAGAGUUCUGUGCUGAUAGCCCAACAGACUGACACGUCCGACCCAGAGAAGGUGGUCUCCGCCUUCCUGAAGGUGUCCUCUGUGUUCAAGGAUGAAGCCACAGUGAGCACGGCAGUUCAAGAUGCAGUAGAUGCCUUGAUGAAGAAGGCCUUCAGCUCAUCCUCCUUCAACCCCAACGCCUUCCUCACCAGGCUUCUCAUCCACAUGGGUCUGCUCAAGAGUGAAGACAAGAUCAAGGCCAUUGCCAACCUGUACGGCCCCUUGAUGGCACUGAAUCACAUGGUGCAGCAGGACUAUUUCCCCAAGGCCCUUGUGCCCCUGCUGCUGGCAUUCAUGACCAAGCCCAACGGCGCCCUGGAGUCCUGCUCCUUCGCCCGCCACAACCUGCUGCAGACGCUGUACAAGGUCUAACCUAGACCCUCGGCCUGGACCAGUGAAUUGGGCAGGAACUCGGAUGAAGGACUCUGGCUAGAGGCAGGGAGGGUCUUUGUCGCGUGUGUCGUGUCAGUCCCCCGAGUAUGUGUGUCGGUGUAGUGCGCGUGCUGGUGUGUGCUUCCUGUCGGGGUUUGGGUUUUUAAUGUCUCCCUGCUGGGCUGGCCCUGGUCCCACUGGAGGGGAGCUGGCCCCAGGCCAAAGGGCUGCGAGCUGGGAGCUGCUCUGCCAUUAAACUCACAGGUCUGAGGGCCUCUGCUGAUCUGUGCCUCAGGCUCAGUCCUGGUGGCUCUGCCCACCCACUUUGCCUUCCUUACUCUCCUGGGCUGCACUAAAGCCUGGGGAUUGCUGUCUGUGAGCUGUCCAUGAGCUGUCCCCUCCGUCUCUGUGGCGGCUUGGCUGCCAUUUCUCGCCCUGCCUGGGGCUCCUCACUUGGCAGCUGCCUCUGCUUCCUGUCACCAAGCCCUGGUCCUGCAGCCACCACAGUCCCCACUGCCCAUCCAUGCUGUGCUGACCCCUUGGUGUGAGAAGCAGAGACUACCAUGGGCAGGGGGGGCAGGGGGUGGUCAGCAGAGGGCAAGACCCUGCUGCCCAUGCUGUGUGGACAGGAUGAGAAGCCAGUGGGUCCUGGAACAGGCCUUGCCUGGAUGGCACUGGUUCUGGACCCAGCGUGGCCCUCCCCUGGCUGCUGAAAUGUCUGUGACUGGCCUGGAGGCUGAGCUGGAGGGGGUCCCUGGACAGGCCCUGUUCUCUAGCCUGGGGCAGGGGCAGGGCCCACUGCUGCCUGAGCUGCAUCUCAGGCACUCAUGGAGGACCUGGGGUGGGGGCACAGUGGGGACUGGUUGCGAUGCUCUGGCCCCUCCCUGAGCAGUGGCCCCGUGACGCCCUGUGCUCGCUGCGACGCCCUGUGCUUCCCCCUUCAUGCUCUUUGUGUCUGGGCUGUGCCCGGGGCUUCACAAAUAAAGUCACAUGUGGCAACAGUGGAGACUGAGAAACCUUGCACCUCAAGUGAGCCAUUCUCUGGAGUCCCACCCACCUCAGCGCAGGCAGUGGCCCUACCUCAGCCUAUAAGGGGCAGUCCGUCUUGCCAAGGAGUCCCUGUGCCAACCUUGUGCCAUCACCUGGGGCAGGCCUCUUCCACCCAGGCCUGGAGGCUUCCUCUGUUGCCCGCUCCCCUCUUAACAGCUGGGCAGGUGGUGCCCAGGACGGGGCAGUGACUCAGGGGUGUCAGAGAGGGUGGAGGUCCUGAUGGGGCCUGUUUCACUUGCCUGGCCCCACGUCACCUUUGCCUGUCUUUGGGCCACAGCUCCACUGGUCCCCGGAUUGCUCCAUUCAUGGACCUGGUUGGGCUGGACACUGUCCAGAUCUCACCACUGGCCCUGCUGGCUGCAGUUAGGAGCCCCUGGGUCUGGCUAGCACAGUCACUUCACAAGAUUGGCUUGGAGUGGUGGGCACCUCCCUGAGGUUCUUUCCCCGUUGCCACAUGUGGUGGGCCGACAGCCCAGCAGACAGACCCUCCUCGCCACUUACCGUACACAGCAGCACACCUGGGGAGCCUGUGUCACCACAGGAAUGAAGAGGUCCCUCCAAGUUUUCUUAGGGGGCAGCCACAUUUCCUUAUUGUUUGUGGACUACUCAGUGACUCCUUUCUUGGCCAGGUGGCAGAGAUGUCUUGCCCUGCUCCUCCCCAUACGAGGUGAUGUGGCCAGGAGCAGGAGGCGGGCCGGGCAACUGCAGCCCUCCUUACCAGGCCCUGUUCUGAGCUCUGGGGCUAUAGGUGCUGGCUUUGGGGAGCUCCCAGUCUGGUGCAGGAAGCCAAUAGCCAUGGCCCACUGUGGGGACGGUGGGCAGGGAGGUGAGGGAAGCCUUUAGAAGUUAGGGGUGCAAGAACUGAGUCCUGAGAUUCAAAUAGGACUUCUCACAGGUGAUAUUUGACAGAUGGAGAAACUGGCUCAGGGCCGAGUAGGGGCCUGGCGGAGGUCCUCCAGGCCACCCAGGGCUGGCCCUUAUUCCCUCCUAGGUCGGGCGUGUGCAAGCUUCAGCUCAGAUUGAGAAGAGAACCACAGAUCUCAUUUAACCUCAUGACAGGCCAGCAGUGCCUGGCUCCUCAAACCUGCGCAGUGAGGAUGAUCCUAUUGGUUCCAGGAGGGCAGGCCCUGACCACCCAGCUCCCAUCAUCCUUCAGCUCAGCGGCCGGGAAGGUGCAGGGAAGGGCCUGGGGGCCUCAAACUUGCAACUUACUGAGAAAGCCUUUGGGAUUGCACGGGUCUGUAAGAUCAUAGCUGCCUCAGCCUGGGACCCCCACCAGGCUGCUCCCACUGAAGGGAGCUCAACCAGCAAUUCCACUGACUAGAAAAGCCCCAGGAAGCAGCACAUCCUGAUAGCAAGAACCUAUAAUGACUCAGGCCAAUAUUGGGGAAAUGGAUCAAGUCCAAAGCCACACAGUGGAAUGGUACACAACAGUGAAAAUAUGUCAGCUAUGGUUAUGUGUGAACCACACACACCACAGAUGAAUCCAUGGCAGUGCUGAGUGAAGAAAAUCUCAGGGCAAUACCAUUAGCGAGUAAAUGUGUGUUUAGGCUGCAACGAUGCUAUUAUCAAUAAAAGAGAUGCUAAACCCAG
Messenger RNA from Hipposideros armiger (great roundleaf bat), 4704 nucleotides. RefSeq names its product Ran GTPase activating protein 1 (gene RANGAP1). Gene Ontology annotation, molecular function: small GTPase binding; GTPase activator activity. The transcript is spliced from 16 exons. The coding region runs from base 307 to 2061 and encodes 584 amino acids. The record is from RefSeq and is a predicted model, not a curated record. Lineage: Eukaryota; Metazoa; Chordata; Mammalia; Chiroptera; Hipposideridae. Gene Ontology annotation, cellular component: perinuclear region of cytoplasm; nucleus; cytosol. Gene Ontology annotation, biological process: activation of GTPase activity; signal transduction; nucleocytoplasmic transport.